This is a messenger RNA of Marmota flaviventris (yellow-bellied marmot), 1098 nucleotides long. RefSeq names its product olfactory receptor 5B12-like. The record is from RefSeq and is a predicted model, not a curated record. Gene Ontology annotation, biological process: G protein-coupled receptor signaling pathway. Gene Ontology annotation, molecular function: olfactory receptor activity; G protein-coupled receptor activity. Gene Ontology annotation, cellular component: membrane. Lineage: Eukaryota; Metazoa; Chordata; Mammalia; Rodentia; Sciuridae.
AUGUCUCCCAGUUCUACACUGAAGGCUUGGGAGCUCCCUAGGGAAAAGCUCAUCAGAGUCUGCGUGGAAGGAGUGAAGGAGCUCGUGUCUGAUGUCCUCAGCGGAUGGCAGCAGCAAUCCCAGCACCCACUCAGGAAGAAUCAAGUUUGCGUCUGUCGGUAUCUUCCUUCUUCCACCCUUUGUUCCCUCCAGGCCCCCACUGUGUGCCACCCACAUUCAGGACAUGAAACAAGCCACCAUGGCAGCCAUAGUCAGCUCAUCAGUCUGGUUGGGAACCUGGGCAUGAUCCUGUUGAUCCUGCUGGACUCCCGUCUCCACACUCCCAUGUGCUUUCUCCUCAGUCACCUGUCUCUGGUGGACUGCGUUUAUUCUUCAGCUAUCACUCCCAAGGUCAUGGCGGGGUGUCUCACAGGAGAUAAGAUCAUUUCCUACAAUGCUUGGGCAGCCCAGAUGGUCUUCUCUGCAGCCUUUGUCACUGUUGAGAGUUUCCUGCUGGCCUCGAUGGCCUUGGAUCUCCAUGCAGCCGUGUGUAAGCCCCUGCGCUACACCACCACCAUGACGAGCGCUGUGUGUGUCCUGAUGGUCACCGCCUCCUAUACCUGUGGACUUCUGCAGGCUUCUGUCCACGUAGCCUUCACAUUCCAUCUCUCCUUCUGUCGUUCCAAUGUCAAUCACUUUUUCUGUGACAUUCCCCCAAUUCUGGCUCUUUCUUGCUCUAAUAUCUACACAAAUGUGAUUGUGCUUUUCACAUUGGCAGCAUUUGAUACUUUUUUCACUCUCUUGGUCAUCUUGAGCUCUUACCUGUUCAUUUUGGUUGCUAUCCUGAGGAUGCAUUCGUCUGAGGGACAGAAGAAGGCCUUCUCCACCUGUGGGUCCCACCUCACAGCUGUUUCCAUCUUCUAUGGAACCAUCGCCUUCAUGUACUUACAGCCAAAUUCCAGCCAUUCCAUGAACACAGAUAAGAUGGCAUCUGUGUUCUACACAAUGAUCAUCCCCAUGCUGAACGCCCUGGUCUACAGCUUGAGGAACAAAGAGGUCAACAGUGCAUUCAGGAAGGCUGUUGGAAAAGCAAAAUCCUCACUAGGCUUAGUCUGUUAA